UGUUGUCAGAGCAUGACAGGAAGCGUGGGGUUCGAUUCGUCAAUGGCAUCAGUUUGGCAGCUGCCCUGAUAACGUUCGAAGAGGUUUGUUAGAAGUGAUGAGGGAUCGGGAUGAGGCAGUUCUUUCAGUGUGCUCUCGGCGAUCGAAGAGGAUGGAGGGUGCUCUGCGUGUUUGAAUAACCCGGGAUAUAUUUAGCAGCCACUUUAAUGCAAACAUUCUGCGCUUUAUGGAAAGGAAGUUUUCACUAAAGAUUCUGUCUUAGUUGCCAUGGUUUAAUGAGAAAUGGCCCGAUUAGCUGCUUAUUAUCAAGAAGACUUUCACUAUCCUGCUGUUGGAUACGCACCUAAGCAAAGAAAGUCAACUUACGUUUUGUAUGAAGAGCCUAAAAAUCAUUUGUGCCGGGGCCAUCUGACCAAUGGGGGCAGAAUAAGAAGCUUGGCUGCUUCCGAACCUGUUUUAUCUCCAAAGUUUGUUCAUCCUUCAGAAACAGACGGUAUGACUUUGAAGCAGAGACCUUUGCUGUAUGGAAGUCAACUGAUUGAGAGUCCCCACUCUUCAGUCCAACAUUUUGAUAAUGCUGGCCGCAACUCGAGCACAAACAAUCGAUUGGCAGGGUAUGAAACUAACAUCUUCGAUAAUGAUUCCAUGUCCUCCUUUGGUGAAAUGCUAGCUUAUGACAAUCGUUACCUUCACAGACCGAGACCUCAACACAAAGACAGACCGCGCCAGAGGUUUUCCUACGCGGAACCUAACAGCAGCCAUGUUCCACAUCAACAUUUUACGGGGCAUGAACCCCAAAGGACUUUUCAUGAGGCGGAAUUCACCAAUUAUGAUAAAAGAUUGUUGCACCCUGACAAUUGCUUCAUAGAAUCUUCAGAACGCGACCUAAGUCCCCAUACUUUUUAUCGUCCUGAGUCUCGACAAGGAAAGUGGCACUGGGUCUCACCCCACUCUUCUUUCCUUUCCCCUCCUUCUCCUUUAGAUUCAGGACUGAGUUCUCAAUCUAUUACGUCCAGUCCUAGUCUUGAAGCAGAGCCAAUUUCAUUUCGAGGCGAAGCUUUUAGAAAUGAGGGACACCCAAGAUGUUUAUGUCCGAAAGUGACAUAUCCCGAAUCGAAAGGCCAUUUGUAUCCUUUGAAUAGGUACGAUUCCGGCCGAAUUUCACCUGGUGCACGUUCUGUUUCACAUCACUCUCAUGUAAUGGCUAAUGAUAGAAACAGAAUUUCCAACAGUGGUAAAGCCAUGUCAUAUGUUGGGGAUGAUUUUUAUAAUAAUGAUCAUCAAUUUAGUCAAAUACGGUAUGGAAAACUGGGCAUUGUCGGUGAACCUACGGAUGCAGAACAAAUAAUCGCUUCCAGGAAACGUUUGGAUAAUUUCAGGGAACAAAGCUAUCCUCAGAACAAUUUGGAAAAUAAAAUUUCAUAUUCUUAUGCUGCAGAAAAUGGCAUUCCUCCGCCGAAACCUCACAGACACAAGUCCCAGAAAUGUGCUCCGAAUUAUACAAAACCUUGCCUUAUCAUCAUCGAGUCUCCUGAGAAGAGUGAUAGCAGUGAUGGAACAUCGUCCCCUGAUCGAGAACACUCCGAUAAGAGUCCGGGACCCGAAUCUCCGAUGAGUGUGACUGCUUCCAAUUCUGCCUCAGAGUCGCCAUCCGUAUCGUCUAGCAACAACGAACUGGACAUUGACGACCGACGGAAAUCUUGCAAAAGAACAGAAAGCGAAAUUCGCGAAUUGGAAGAUAUGUACAAAAAAUGCAACCUCAAUGACAGAGAUCUCCUGGAUCGAGCCGAAAGACGGGAUUUGCCCACGCCCCACCAAGAGAGAGUAGGACACCGGUUGAUGCGAAGUAACAGCGACACACUUUACGAAGUGAUGAGUCCCGUUUUUCACAAUCCAUAUGAAACGCCUCAUCGGGCUCCACCUUUGAGAAGAUCAGGUCUACCCGACAGGAUAGCAGACGACAUGGCUUUGAGGAAGCUACAGAAACCUGUGUCCAGUUCUAGUUUCAAUCCAGUGGACAACACAAUAACGUACAUGUUGUGUUCCACCCAUUUCACUCCUUCAGUGCCUGUUGGCAAAGAUAUUCUGUUCAAGGACUAUCCUGAUGUUGAACUAGAUGAUUUUUCGUACAGGAAACAUUACUUUGGUAAGAAGAAUAAGAUUAUGGAUCCUCAACCUCCUUUUGGCAUACCUUUGAGGCCCCCACCGCCUCAAAAAGUAUUCACUGACUACUUACACGUCGCUCCAUCUAAUGUACCCCAACCUUUGUGUCACGCCAGGAGGAAUCCGGAUGUUGUCCGGGACGACUUGGCUUUUAGAACACUGCGAAAAGAAGAACCAGAAAGAAUGUACUACGAUAUAUCCCAAUUUUAUAAAAAAAGCAAACGAUGAAGACUUUUAUACUAUGUAUAUUUUUUCUUGCGUGCAAUACUAUUUUUGGCAGCGUGUUUCUGCAAUCCUAUAUUAGAGUUAGAAUUGCAAUUUUCUUUUAGCAGUUAUGUAAAAUAGAAAAUUUACUCUUUUCUUGUCUUUAAACUGUCAUAUAUAUUUUUGUACAUAUAAAUAUUGAAAUAUGACACUGUCCGUAAUGUAUCUUAAGUGAAUGCCGUUUUAAAUAAUUAUUGAAAUUAACUUAUGUCUCAGUCAAUUAAUAUUUUUAGAGUCGGUUGAUCGAAUGCCAUUACAAGAAGCUCAUCUUGCGUUUGAACUUCACUUGCCAAGAAUAAGAUGUAUUUUUCUUUAGUAUUGAUAAAAUGUACUGCAAUUAAUGUAGGAGUACAAAAAGUAAAAAAUUCAAUGGUUGAAGACUGGUUCAUUUACUUUCUUCAAAAUGUUUCUCAACGGAAGAAAUUAAGAGUAAUUUUUAGUUUCAAAACUAAAAUACUUCCGAAAGAUUUAUUAGUAUAAAGAUAAAUCUUAAAAUUAUGUUAAUCCGUCAGAGUAAAAUUUUAUGACUUAUCAUGAUUGAUUUUGUUUGUAUCAAGAAUUCUGAGAUGAUAUAUUUUCAAUGUUUCAAGUCACGAGAGGAUUUCUUGUAAUGUAAAUAACGUUUUUCUGUAUCUAGAUGCAAAGUACAAAAUGUAAACCAAAGUUAAAUCUGCAGAAAUAGUUUGCAGAUAAGAGAUUAUUAAGAAAACCACUAAUGCUAUUUUUUUUCCUAGCAGAUUGAAACGAAGAAUACAUCUAAUAAUUAUAUAAGUUUACAAUUUUGGUUACAUUUAAAAUAUUUACCUUGAGUUAUAACAUGUAACAAUCAUGGCAAUGAGUUGUAGCAUGUUAUAUUUUUGUAGAAUUAUAUUUUUAUUUCUAAAUUGACGCAUAAUAAAAGAAUAUUUUCGUCUCUGUUAUUUCAAAAUGUCAUUUCCCCCCCCCCAAAAAAAAGUUGAGAGAUUUAUUUAUAGCAGUUAGAACUAUCCGAGGCAUAUAAUGUUUUGCAUAUCAUUUGCAAAGAUUGCAAAUAUAGUUGAUAUAGAAGAAUUUUGCAUCAACAAUAUAUUUUAGCAAGUUUAUUUAUGAUAUUUUGAUUGAACAAUUACUAUUUGUUUUUUCCUCGACCUAUAGCUAAUUUUUUUUUAUUAUUUAUUUAAAAUCUACCUACAAGAAAAAUUCUGUGGUAAUGCUUUAAUUAUUAUUCUAUUUCAAUACUUGGCAGAAAAAAAAUGAAUAAAUUUUAAAAAAAUGAUUUCAGGGCUGGCAAUUUUUAUUGAGAAAACUAUAUAAUUACCUUUCGAAUGGUUUUAAUGCAAACACAUUCAGAAUUUUUGGAGUCCCUUAACAAAUAUUUAUCGAAUCUGCAAGUUUCACACUAUAUAUGACUUUGGGUUUUUUUAACAAACAGGAAUCGUGAAGUUUUGAAUUACUCACGCUGAUAUUCAAUGAAUAAGAUAAAUUUUUGUUUAAUGUCUUUGCUUCAAAAUAAACAAAAUUAUAAUUGCAAAAAAAUUAAAACUAUUUAUUUCUACAAAUAAAUUUUGAUAACAAAAAAUUUUGUCACAAAAUUUAUUUUUUAUAACACAGCAAAUCAUAGUUUUACUUAAAAUACAUCUAAUGGUUAUAUUGAUUAUUAAUUUCGAUCGUCGCAUAGAUUUUUUUUACGAAUAUCAUUUAAUAUUCAAAUGUGUGCUUUUUAGACACAUUUUUUAAAAAUUUGUGAGACAUUUCAAGUUUCUAAAAGUAUGAUGAUAAAGACAUCACGUCUUUUCUGUAAUAAAUGAUCAAUAUAAAACAGGCAGAACAUAUUUUUCAUUCCUUUUUUGCUGCAUGAUGUAGAAAUGCCUUUUUUUUUCAUCUUGUUUUGUUAAACAUGAAUAAAAACGUUUUAUUUCAAUUUUUUUUUCAUUUAAAAAAAUCUUUACUUAAUUCAAAACUUGUAGAAUUAUUAUUGAAAUAUACGUCCAUGUCUUUAUAAAGAAAUUAGAAAUUCUCUUUAUAUUUUUCUCAGUUAUUUGAUAUAUAUUAUUUCUUUAUUAUUAAAAUUUUUGAUAUGUAUGAAAAUAAUGAAUAAUUUUCCAUUUAUUAAAAUAAUAAUCAGUCAUUGUUUCUUAUUUUGAUACAUAGUAAUAAUGGUAUAUCAGCAUUAACGGCAAUCCAUUUCUGAAUAUAUUAUAGCAUCCACAUUACAGAUCAUCCUUGAUCAGCGCCAGCCUUUUUUUCCUCAUAUUUCCACAUAUAGUUAUAUAGAUAAUAAGUGCAUUAUUGAAAAUGUUCUUCGCCUUUGUCUAAGUCAAAGGACUGAAAUGUUCUUUUGUGCCUCUGUUUAGUACAGGAUAUCAAGAGUCUUCUUAUAUUUUUGUUUGGAUUUGAAUAAAAAUUUAUUCUUUUGUUUUUA
Argiope bruennichi is the source of this 4828-nucleotide messenger RNA. RefSeq lists its product as uncharacterized. Bases 283 to 2391 code for a protein of 702 amino acids. The transcript has 2 exons. The record is from RefSeq and is a predicted model, not a curated record. NCBI's taxonomy places the organism in Eukaryota, Metazoa, Arthropoda, Arachnida, Araneae, Araneidae.